Closterium sp. Naga37s-1 is the source of this 268-nucleotide messenger RNA. NCBI's taxonomy places the organism in Eukaryota, Viridiplantae, Streptophyta, Zygnematophyceae, Desmidiales, Closteriaceae. The record is from the annotation of a GenBank genome assembly.
UGAGGAGGAGGAGGAGGAGGGCGAUGGAAGCAGCAAGGAACCUUCCAACCCAUCUCCUUGGCUCUUCCUCCUCCUAGCAGCAACAGCUGCUGCUGCCAUCGCCAUUCUCUUAAGACCCUCAUCCCCUCUCCCCGCUUCUACCCCACCUCCUCCCCCUGCUUCGCGCCCUCCUCCCCCUAAUCCCCCCCCUCCUCCCCCUAAUCCUUCCCUCCUCCCCCUAAUCCUCCCCAUCCAUCCCCUUCCCCUCGCUCUCCUCUUCCUCAUCUAA